CAAAGCCUCCUGGGAAAUGCGUGGCCUACAGAUCCCUGUACCCACCGCGCUGCAGCCCCAAGGAAGAGGGCGCUUUCUGGUGACUCUGAAUCUUGAUGCUGCACGAGCCUGAUUCGGUAUUCACAAGAGGCUUUUGGGGGAACAUCUCUCUUUCGCUGGAUGCACGAACGGACUUUGCUGUCGCAGUUUACUGGACUUCGUUGUGGCGAAUCUGCCGUUGCGGCACGGUGGCUAGGCGCGCAGGGCCCUGACGUGAAGCUUGCGGAAUCUGCUGCGGGAAGAAGAACGCCAGGGUUUCUCGGGCCACUGCAGUCAUGGCGGCGGCUGCCCCCAGUGCGGGCGCCUCCGCGCCUGAGGCGGCGGGUUCCGCCGAAGCCCCGCUGCAGUACAGCCUUCUCCUGCAAUACCUGGUGGGCGACAAGCGUCAGCCCCGGCUCCUGGAGCCCGGCAGCCUGGGCGGGAUCCCGAGCCCGACCAAGAGUGAGGAACAGAAGAUGAUCGAGAAGGUGAUGGAAAGCUGUGCCUUCAAGGCAGCGCUGGCCUGCGUGGGAGGAUUUGUCUUGGGAGGUGCGUUUGGGGUGUUCACUGCCGGCAUUGAUACCAAUGUGGGCUUUGACCCUAAGGAUCCUUAUCGUACGCCGACAGCAAAGGAAGUUCUUAAAGACAUGGGACAGAGAGGAAUGUCCUACGCCAAAAAUUUUGCCAUUGUGGGCGCCAUGUUUUCUUGCACUGAGUGUUUGGUAGAAUCUCACCGGGGAAGGUCAGAUGGGAGGAACAGCGUCAUUAGUGGCUGCAUCACGGGGGGAGCCAUCGGUUUCAGAGGUUAGUAAACAGCUCCUGCUUGGUUUGCUUUGUGGCCUUGGACAACGUGCUGUAGUUGACAUUCCCAAACACAUGCGUGUUCCAGGGACAGCCCAAGGCAUAUGUGGACACUUGAUACUCUUCUCUUCUGAAAAGUGAAUCAGGUUUACUUUUGCAUUAACAUACUUUUGGAAACUUCUAGUAUCUAGAUCGGGGUUUUUCAUCUUUGGCACCGUUGGCAUUUUGAACCACAUAAAUCUUUGCUGGAUGGAGAGUGGGGCUGUCCCGUGCAUUGUAGGAUGUUUAGCAGUAUCCUUGGCCUCUACCCACUAGAAGCUAGUAGCAUCCCUUAGUUGUGACAGCUGAAAGUGUCUCUCGACAUUGCCAAAUUCCCCCAGGGGAUGAAAUCACCCAUGGCUGAGAACCACAAAAAAAUCUAG
This is a messenger RNA of Leptonychotes weddellii (Weddell seal), 1241 nucleotides long. The record is from RefSeq and is a predicted model, not a curated record. Lineage: Eukaryota; Metazoa; Chordata; Mammalia; Carnivora; Phocidae.